CCGCGUUCAGCCUCCCCCUCGUCAUGGCGCUCGUGUUGGCCGGCUUCGUGCUCUGUUUGAGCGGCCUGCAGCUCAUCGUCGCCGCCGAUCAUCCGUCCUAUGUGGCGGCGGUGUACGAGCACCGCGUGCUGCUGAACCCGAACCCCAGACACCCGCUGGACCGGAGCUCCGCUCUCGAGCAUAUGAAGCAGAACCUGCAUGUGUUUGAAGAGCAGGCAGCACUGGCAGCACAGCAGGGUGCCCAGAUCAUAGUAUUUCCAGAAGAUGGCAUCCAUGGGUUCAACUUCACCAGAGCUUCAAUCGCUAGUUAUUUGGAGACAAUUCCUGACCCUCAGAAAGUCACAUGGAGUCCAUGUGCCGAUCCACACAGAUUUCCAGACACUGAGGUCCUCCGCAGUCUCAGCUGUAUGGCUCAUAAGAACCGUCUCUUCCUGGUGGCCAACAUGCCGUCCCGUCAGAGCUGUAACCGAACCGUGGACCCUCACUGUCCCGCAGAUGGCCAGUACCAGUUCAACACCAAUGUAGUGUUCAGUGACCAGGGUGUUAUCGUGGCCCGAUAUCACAAGCAGAACUUGUACUUUGAGGCGUCGUUUGACACUCCACCGAAAUGCGAGUUUGUAACGUUCACCACACCGUUCGCAGGCCGAUUUGGGACAUUUACGUGCUUCGACAUCCUGUUCCGUGACCCAGCGGUGACUCUGGUAAAGGAAAUGGGCGUCCGGCAGAUCGUGUUCCCAACCGCGUGGAUGGACCAGCUCCCCCUGCUGGCCUCCGUACAGUUUCAGCGCGCGUUCUCGUACGGGGCGGGCAUUACGCUGCUGGCCGCCAACCUCAAAGCCACCAAGUACAGGAUGACUGGCAGCGGCAUCUUCACGCCGUGGGAUUCUCUCACUCAUCACGACACAGAGGGGGAUUCUGGGAAAUUGCUAGUGCGUAGAGUGCCAGUUAUUGUUGACGACAAGCAUAAACUGGUGCCAUUUUCUGGGUAUCCAAGUUCAAAAGAACCAGAAAAGAUGCACGCUUGGCCCGUGAGUAGUCUUAACGCAAAUUAUGAUGGAAAACACUGCCGAAAAGACUCUGAAUGUGCAAAAGAAACUUCAUCUAGUCCGUUUAACUCCAUCAUGAUGAAUGAUAAUUUCACUCUGGUGGCUUUGCAAGGCACUGAAGGGAACAUCAGCGUUUGUAGUGGUUCAGUUUGCUGCCAUCUGCUGUUCCGGAGGUCAGAAACGAAAGAGUUUUACGCUUUAGGUGUCUUUGAUGGUCUCCAUGUUUUGGAAGGAACAUAUUACCUGGAGAUUUGCGCUCUGGUGAGGUGCACAGGUGAGGAGCAGAGCAGCUGUGGAGGAGAGACCGAACACGCUCAGACUCUGGUGGACUUCAGGCUGACGGGGACCUUCACGACUCCGUACAUAUACCCUGGGAUUCUGGGAAACGGGAUGACGGUGGAUAUUCCGGACCAUUCUGGUUGGGAGGGCGGGAAUAGUUUUUACAUGAGCCGAACGGGAAUGAGCGCUGGGCUUGUGACUGCGAUGCUGUAUGGGAGAAACUAUGAGAAGGACCAUGCCUGAAAAAUACAUGGUUCUUGCUCUGGUUUUAUAGGAUGCUUAUUGUAGUGCGCUAGAAAUUAGAUCAUUUCACCUUGAAAAUGCAUCAUUUCAAUCAGAAAUACAUUUGUU
This is a messenger RNA of Labeo rohita (rohu), 1676 nucleotides long. It is a transcript of the gene btd, whose product is annotated as biotinidase. Gene Ontology annotation, molecular function: hydrolase activity, acting on carbon-nitrogen (but not peptide) bonds, in linear amides. Bases 24 to 1568 code for a protein of 514 amino acids. NCBI's taxonomy places the organism in Eukaryota, Metazoa, Chordata, Actinopteri, Cypriniformes, Cyprinidae. The transcript has 3 exons. The record is from RefSeq and is a predicted model, not a curated record.